UCGGCCCGGCCGCGGAUGGCGGACAGCGGCCCGGCGGGCGGCGCGGCGGUGGCGGCCCCCGGGGGGGCCGGCCCCGGCCCCCGCGUCUACUUCCAGAGCCCCCCGGGCGCGGCUGGCGAGGGUCCGGCCGGGGCGGAGGACGAGGGCCCGGUGCGGCGCCAGGGCAAGGUCACGGUCAAGUAUGACCGCAAGGAGCUGCGGAAGCGGCUCAACCUGGAGGAGUGGAUCCUGGAGCAGCUCACCGGCUUGUACGACUGCCAGGAAGAAGAAAUCCCUGAGCUGGAGAUUGACGUGGAUGAGCUUUUGGACAUGGAGACUGACAGCACCCGGGCUGCCCGAGUCAAGGAGCUGUUGGUUGACUGUUACAAACCCACCGAGGCCUUCAUCUCUGACCUGCUAGACAAGAUCCGAGGGAUGCAAAAGCUGAGCACACCCCAGAAGAAGUGAGGCCCCGCCCCCCACCCGACCCUUGACUGGGGCGAGGCGGGGGCCACCCACCAGGACAAUCGCUGCCCACCCCUACUUCCCCAGACCUCGUAGCAACAGCAAUACUUGAGGGGGGGGCCCUGCUGUCUGGGCCUGGUGCCCCCCAGAGGGCCCCUCGAGCUCCUCUUCGGGGCCUCUCCCUGCCCCCCUGAGUUUCCGUUUGGGGUUUUUUUAUUGUUAUUAAGCUGAGGGACUUUUUGUGUUUUUAUAUCGAUGGCCGCACAGGCCCUUGAAUAAAGCCAGGACCUGCCUUUUGUGCA
Antechinus flavipes (yellow-footed antechinus) is the source of this 746-nucleotide messenger RNA. RefSeq names its product protein phosphatase 1 regulatory inhibitor subunit 14B (gene PPP1R14B). Gene Ontology annotation, cellular component: cytoplasm. Gene Ontology annotation, molecular function: protein serine/threonine phosphatase inhibitor activity. Gene Ontology annotation, biological process: regulation of phosphorylation; innate immune response. NCBI's taxonomy places the organism in Eukaryota, Metazoa, Chordata, Mammalia, Dasyuromorphia, Dasyuridae. Bases 16 to 447 code for a protein of 143 amino acids. The transcript has 4 exons. The record is from RefSeq and is a predicted model, not a curated record.